Messenger RNA from Cyprinus carpio (common carp), 1781 nucleotides. It is a transcript of the gene peak3, whose product is annotated as PEAK family member 3. The record is from RefSeq and is a predicted model, not a curated record. NCBI's taxonomy places the organism in Eukaryota, Metazoa, Chordata, Actinopteri, Cypriniformes, Cyprinidae.
GGCUUUAUAUAUGAAGCUUCUUAAAUUCAGUCUGACACCACUUUUUGUAUUUGUUAUUUUUGCUGAACGAUCUAGGUCCACCAACAGAUGUAUUUAAUGCAAUGUUUUUAUUUUGAAAUGUAGAAGUAUCACAUCUGAAUACAAAAAGUUGGAUGCAAUCCCAUUAUUUAAUAAUAGUAACAUUAAUACUAAGGGUCAGUAUACUUGCAAAUAGUGCAAGGAUAAGCCCUUAUAUGCAGUGCAUGUGGUGUAAUUACAGAAUCUACCAACAGGGGUUAACCAGGGCCAGCCUGUACAAAAUAUUAAAUUGCAUAUAACCCAACCACAUUUCACACGUCAUCGUUAUUCAACAUUACAAUGAAAAGAAAAAAAUGACUAAUAGUCUUAAAUUGAUAUACCUCUUGGUUCUAAAUUUAAAUGUAAAUGGUUCUACCUUCUGUGUUGAUUUUUGGUUCCUCCUAAGGUUUUAUUCUUAGACGUGGGGAGGUUUUUGUUCCUGCUAGUGCCACUCUAUAACGCUUGAAUGGGAUAUUGUGCAUUGUUAAAAGUCCUGUGUAAAUGGUGCAGACAAUUUAAACUGAACCAUCUGAAACCCAUCUGAAUCAUCUUUUAAUUGGGCCCAUUUGAUCCACAACAAGGUCUCAAGUCGAGGUUGCUCUUUGUGUAUAAAGAGACAACAGCAUCCUCUAGUGACUUGAUAACGACAAUGCUGGAAAAAUAAUAACACAUCUAUUAUUGUCUGUGAGCGUGAUUUCACCAAGUACAACAUGGUAUCUUGCAAAGUGUUUAUCUCCGUCCAAGCACUUUUCAAAUCAGUUUGGCAGGGAGUUUGUGACUGGUGUAAUUUAAGUUGCUUAAUUUUAUGUUCUGUAGAAAAUAUAGAUAUAUAAUAUCAAAAUUAUAAAAUGUUAACCAAAUUUAUAGAAAUUUGCAGUUCCCAACUCUUCACCUUUGUGAGCUGGGUCCUACCACCUUAGAGAGAGAGAGAGAAAAAAAACCUUAGAUUCAUCUUUCAACACAAUUUUUUCUCAGUAGAUGAGCAUAAUGUACAUAAGCAUGUCAUCCAAUGACAGUAAGAACUAGUUCCUUAUUUCAUAAUUUCCUUAUUUGAAAGUACAGUGAACAGAUGUGCACAAAAUGCACUCUGCUUUUCCGCUACCAACCUCAGAUGCUAGAUAUGCUGUCGCAAUGUCUCAGACAGCCACAGAGAGUGAGAGUAAGUGAGGUAACUGCAUGUGUGCUAAUGAACUAGACGAAAACUACAGGAACUGACAGUUGGAGGUGGGUGAACCAUAUUCACGAACGCUCACACUUUCACACGCUAAACUACAAUGCAUCAAGCAACAGACUACACUCUCCUGGGAGCAUCAGGAGGGACAUCACCACCUGCACUGCCCAUCAAACAGCGCAGGAGCAGGUCUUCUUCAAGCUCCAUCCAGGAUCUAGAGCUGAAGGUGGGAGAUCUACACUUGCCUGGACCACAGACCCCUGUGUCUCCAUUUACUGAAGUUUUUACUCCUACUUACUGUAAUGCAGUCCACUGUCCAAUACAUCAUCGCUAUGAAAAUCACCAGGUGAGAUUCUUCUCAGACGAAACUCCUCCGCCAGUACCUAAAAAGAGUCUGACGAGAACCCUAUCCCUCCCAGAGGAGACUCUGGACCCACAUUACCACAAUCAUACAAGAACCUGCAACUAUGAAAACCCCCUAUAUAUGAUAACACCAUUCCAUGACACACUUGCACUACAAGAGGAAUAUCUACAAUAUCAAAAAAAAAAGUGA